UUGACGGCAUAACCUCACAUUUUAGAUCAAAAUCACAACAAAAACGACGCGGUACUUUUCGUGUUAUUAAACUUGUCCCUAGUCUUGUACUGUUCAAAGUUUGUCGAAAUCACCGCUAUAAUAUCAUGUUCAAGGAAAGUAUCAAUCGUAGAAUAUUUGUACCAUAAAAAUGGGAGAUAUUCGUGCAGGAUUAGAUGAACUUAAGCUUGACGUCGCGCUCUUUGCCGAUGUUAAAUUUUACGUCAGUGGAAAAGCUGAUCCCAAAGUAUUGUCAUUAUUGGAUAGAGGUGGAGCAGAACGAUCUAAUUACUUUAGUGCUUUGGUUACACAUCUGAUAGCCGGUCAUGAAGCGUCAGAAAGUGAUAUAUCAGAAGCAAAAGAUUUAUAUGAAAUUCCGGCGGUGACUCAGAAAUGGGUGUUGGAAUCAGUAAAGAGUAAAAAGUUGUUAUUAACAAAAUAUUUUUCUGCUGAAGAAAAUCAGUUGUUUUCUUCCGUACGCGCUUGUGUAUCACAAGUUAGUCAAAUUGACCAUAAAUCACUUUGGGGCAUGAUAGCUCUUCAAGGCGGAAAAUGUCAACUAAGAUUAGAUCGUUAUUGUACACAUUUGAUAGUAGGAAAAGCUAGUGGAGCAAAAUACGACGCAGCAAUUCGUCAUCAUAUCAAAAUUGUUACUCCUGAUUGGGUGACAGAAUGCUGUAAGGAACGUACUUUAAUAGAUGAAACUGAAUAUCAUCCCCGUUUACUGGUUUAUCCACCUCCAAAUAGUUCUACAGCAAUGAUAACAGGAUUCGCUGAAGACGAUCCAGAACCAAAUAUUUCUCAAGAAGAGCGAGAUCAUACAAAAAUGAUGUUGGAGCAAUUAAAGCAAAGAAUGCCAUGGAAUCAACCAAAUACUGUCGCAAAUACUUCCACAGUUUAUACUUCGUCACCUAGUCCAGUGGUGAUGACAUCAAUGCAAAAUGUUGCUACAUCUCAAUUGUCGCAAGUUCCUCAGAUACAAGCACCGUCACCAUCUCAAUCUCCGCAUCAUCAACAACAAUCACAGCAGCAACAACUUCCGCAACAACAACCACAGCAGCAGCAACAGCAGCCCCAACAAUCACAACAUAAUCAAAUGUAUCAACGAUUUGCUGUACCUUCAAGCUUACCAGCAUAUAGUUCUUCCCCUUCUCCAGCACCAAAUAAUAUGAAUCAAAAUAAUUGGCAAUCUCCAGCUAUAAAUACGAUAGCUCCUAUGAAACCAAUACAGCAAACCGAACAGAUCCCGCAGGGCAUGAUGCAGCAGCAAAUGGUUCAACAGCAAUUACAGCAACAACAUAUUCAACAGCAACAGCAGCAGCAACAACAACAACACAUGCCUCAACAAAUAAACCAACUGCAAACUACAUUUACACAGCAAAUGAUUGGUCCACAAUCAUCUCCACAAUUAGCAUCGCCAGCUCCAACAAUAAGCCAACAACAUCCUCAAAUGAAUCAACAAGCAAUGAUGCCACAACAGCAACCAAACAUUCCGAUGUCACCUCAGCAACAGAUGAUGUCUCCUCAGCAUCCACAAAUAAUGUCUCCGCAACAAAAACAAAUUAGCCCACAUCAGAUGCAACUUCCACAGCAACAGAAUCAGAAUUUAGGACAACAAAUUAUUCAAGGAAAUCAAAUAAAUCAACAAAUGCAACAAAUGGGACCACAUCAACAACCAAUUAUUCAACAACAAAUAACUCAACAAAUGGUAAAUCAAACACAAAUUCAACAACAGAUUGCUCAACAGCAAAUGUCUCAACAACAGAUUCCUCAGCAACAAAUUCCACAACCACCCAUACCACAGCAACAGAUUUCACAACAACCGAUUCCACAACAACCGAUUCCACAACAACCGAUUCCACAGCAACAGAUUCCACAGCAACAGAUUCCACAACCGCAGAUUCCUCAGUCUCAAAUUCCUCAACAGCAAAUGCAACAGCAGCAAAUGGCUCAACAACAAAUGCAACAACCUAUUCAACAACAAAUGAAUCAACAACAAUUAACCCCCGAGCAACGUCAACAGUUAUUACUUAUUCAACAACAGCAGCAACAAAAAAUUCAACAAAUAUCUCAACAAUUACAGCAAUCAGCUCCUCAGCCAUCUCAGCAAUUCAUCGUUAGAGAAGGUCAAAUUCAACAGCAAACUCCAAAUCAAGUAAUGAAUCAAAAUCAACAAAGUUUUAUUGUAAAUAGAGAAGCCUGGCAACAACAACAGUAUCAUCUACAACUCCAAAGACAGCAACAGCAGCAACAAUUAGGUCCACAGAGACCUGCGGGUCAAUGGGUACAGCAACCUCCACAGCCUGUGAGACAAUUAAUUCAUCUUGAUGCUCAAACUCAUCAACAACUACAACAAAUGGAUCCUCAGCAACGUGCACAAGUUAUACAAAAAAUACAAAAGUCUCGAAAUUUCUUACUCCAACGUCAGUUACAAAAUAGACAGGCUCAGCAAGGUCCACAUGCUGCAGUUAUAAGAGCACCUGGAAGUCCGGGACAAGCUGGCUUACAAUGGGUUCAACAACGCCCACAAAUAAUGAGUCAAACACCACCAGCAGCAGCGCAAAAACCUAUGCUACCUGGUGUUCAGCCUCCUGCUCUAACUCCUAUUAAUUCUCCAAAUCAAGUAAUUGUACAAUCAGCCACUGGAGCCGUUCAAGCACCUCCAGGACAGCCAGGACAAACUUAUCAACAAGGUCAACUAACUCAUCAACAAUUAGCACAGUUACAUAUGCAAAAACAACAGCAAAUGGCUCGUCUUCAGCAGUUACAUCUUCAACAACAACAGCAGCAACAACAACAACAGCCACCUAUUCCAGAACCAGCCAUGACACCUUUAACACCAUUAUCAGUCAACUCUCAAAUGCCUCCAGAUCAACAAUUAGUUGUUAACGCUAAAACCAAAACAGCUUUAGCUAAUAUGUUAACUAAUCGUCUUCAAGGUGGAGCAGCUGAAGGUAGUGCAGCAGGUCAGUUAAGACUGAUGACAGCGCAACAUCGAGCUCCACCACCACCACCUCAAGAUCCAGCCCUUCUUGCUGCUUAUCAAAGGCGUACUUUAGGUAAUAUUACAAAUGGAGCACCGCCAGGGUCCAUAAAGAUGCAAUAUCAACAAGCAAUGACACAAUCAAAAGCCCAAUUCUAUGGACAUAAUCCAAAUCUCAAGCUUCCACCAGAUUUAUGUCUGUUAGGUUGCAUCUUUGUGAUAGUCGAAUACGAAGCGCACUAUUCUCAAGCGGAAGUUGCUAAUUGGAAACAAGUAAUUGAACGUCAUGGUGGUGAAGUAGAACCUCAAUACUGCUCUCGUGCUACUCAUGUACUUGCUAUAACUCAAAAACAUCCAGUAGUAGUUCAAGCUCUUCGAGAUGGAAAAAGAUGUGUCAAUGCACAUUGGUUGUCAGAUAUCGUUAGUAAGCAACAAGUUUUGCCACCGUGGCAUGCACUACAUUUUCCAAUUCCUUUUGAUGUCACAGAAAAACCAUGUCCCAAUCAUAAUAUUUCUUUUUCUGGAUUUGAAGGAGAAGAAAGAACGAAAAUAAAAGCCAUGUUUGAUGCAAUAGGUGUGAAAUAUACUACAUAUUUUUCUAGACAUAAUACUAUAUUAAUAUGUCGAAAACCGGAAGGACCUAAGUACAAAAAAGCUAAAGAAUGGCAAAUUCCAGUAGUAAAUGCUCAAUGGAUCACAGAUAUAUUAUGUGGACAAUUGAAUGCAUUGCAUCAAAUCGAUACUCCGAAGUAUCAACAAUUUAGUUUAAGUAAUCCAUUUAGGUUGGAUUAUUCUAUAAUUCCGCAUUUAAUGGCGGCUUGGAAAAUGCCGAUAAAUAUCACACAAGAAUCUUAUGAUAAAGUUAAACAAGUUGGUCAAGGACCUAAUGCAAUGAGAAGACAUAAAAAACCUAGAUUAGAAGGACCACUUUUAAAUAAGGAUCCACAAUUAUUAGGUUUAGAUGAACCGAUUGUAAUCAGCAAUCCAGACCCACCGUCACCGGAAAAGCAACCUAAGAUUUUAUUUUCUGGAACAAAUCCACGAAAACAUGCGAAAAGAAUUCGUGAAUUGGGAGGUGCACUUGCAGCUAAUUGGAGAGAUGCAACUCAUUUAGUGAUGCCAGCACCUUAUCGAACAGUGAAAUUUCUCUGUUGUCUUUCACGAUGCAAAUAUAUUGUUAAUAUACAAUGGUUAAUGGAUUGUUUUGCAAAAAACACUUUUCUUGAUGAAAGUUCUUAUACUCUUGGUGAUACAGAGUUUGAAAAAAAUUUUAAUUGCAAUAUUGAAAAAGCUCUUACGAGUCCCAAUCGUGGAUCCGUACUUAAGGGAAAAACAUUUUAUGUGACGCCGAGCGUCGUGCCAUCACCUUCAGCCUUCGCAGAGAUAAUUGAAAGUGCUGGAGGAGUAAUGGAAAAAACUCGAAGAUCAUUAUCACAAAUUCAAGAAAUGAAUAAUUCUGGAAAGUUGAACUACAUUAUUAUUACACAAGAGAAAGAUGUUCACCUACUUGCUGAUGUUUUACGUGCUAAUAUAAAUGUGUACAGUGCAGAAGUAGUUUUGGGAGCAAUUUGUCGUCAAAACUUUCAAAUUGAUUCAGCAAAUCUGUGAGCACUUAAUUUCUGAAUCUGAUUAUAUGAUUAACAGAGAAAAGAAACUUUUUUCAGAAUUAUUUUAUAAUUGGAUAAAUAAAUGAAAUAUAUUUCAA
Molecule: messenger RNA, 4706 nt
Organism: Chelonus insularis
Lineage: Eukaryota; Metazoa; Arthropoda; Insecta; Hymenoptera; Braconidae
Gene: Ptip
Product: PAX-interacting protein 1-like
Exons: 4
Coding region: 170-4609 (1479 amino acids)
Source: RefSeq, a predicted model, not a curated record